Molecule: messenger RNA, 3252 nt
Organism: Hippocampus zosterae (dwarf seahorse)
Lineage: Eukaryota; Metazoa; Chordata; Actinopteri; Syngnathiformes; Syngnathidae
Gene: cabp4
Product: calcium binding protein 4
Exons: 8
Coding region: 12-806 (264 amino acids)
Molecular function (GO): calcium ion binding
Source: RefSeq, a predicted model, not a curated record
UUAAUGAAUCUAUGGAAUUUCUCUUUUCAAAUUUGUUGUCUCUUUCCAGCAGGAUGUCUUUAAAAACUGUAAAGGCAGGACCAGAAAGUCGCCCAUCGUCUGCAGCCAGCAUUUCUCUUCGAGGGGCGAGGAGUCCAGUAGCCGGCAGAUCCCCGACCACCGGCCGAUUUAAAAAUAAGGCUCUUCAGCUCAGCCUCUCCAAGAAAUUCUGCUCAAAGUCUCCAACGACUCCGAAAAAGGGCAACGGUGCUGGUGAGGAGCGUCAUCGGCGCGGUAAACGGAGCCUCAGUAAUAGCUCAGCAGUGGCUGCCGCCUACAUCGCAUACCUCAAUAAACUCUUUGGACAGGAACGAGAGCUGAUGCCCCUGGAGUUGGAUGAGUUGCGAGAAGCCUUUAAGGAGUUUGACUAUGAUGCAGAUGGCUUCAUACAUUACAAAGACAUUGCUGACUGCAUGAGGACCAUGGGAUACAUGCCUACAGAGAUGGAACUGAUCGAGAUCAUCCAGCAGAUCAAGAUGAGAUGGGGUGGCCACGUGGACUUCGACGACUUUUGCGAAUUAAUGGGCCCAAGGAUGCUCGCUGAGACUGCUCACAUGGUUGGGCUCAAGGAGCUCCGCUGUGCCUUCAAACAGUUUGACUGCAAUGGGGACGGUAAAAUCACAUUUGAGGAGCUGAAGGAUGGGAUGAAGACCCUCCUUGGAGAAAAGCUGAAGAAGGGCGAGCUAGAGGAGAUCCUUGGUGACAUUGACCUAAACAAAGACGGCAACAUCGACUUUGAUGAAAAAUCAAUGAGCAAGUCACAAUGACUUGAGGUCGUUGGAACCUGGUUGGACUCCGCUUCUUGUCCUAAUUCAGCUGGGAUUGGCUCUCGCUUACCUGUGACCCUAAUAAGGAUGAAUUGAAGUAUAUGAAGGGUUUUUUCUUCACAGAAUUGCUUUUGCAGAUUCUUCGCAAGCAUAAUUUGUUCAGAUUGGCUUUUCCUGGUUUUGUGUCGCCAGCGCUUUCUCUUCAUACUUGUUUCUGUAAUUAUAUGUUUUUUGUGCCGUCAUUCAUCCGAGUCUACAUUUGUGCAAUAUGCUUACCAUACGGUCCAUUUCGGAUCGUGCCAGUUUUAUUUUGCAAUAUUUUAAUCGCAGCGUUGAAACCGAGUUAUCUUACGGUGUCUUAGAGUACCGGUAACUAAAGAAAGAACCCUUAUUUUUUUAUUUCUUAUUUUUGCUGAACACUUAUGAUUCCCAACUAUGUUAGUGUAUUUUAAUGCUGUUCAUGAUGAUACUUAGCAUUUGUUGAGGUGGUACUUAGUGUGAAACGAAAACUGUUGAAAAAAAAUCAUGUACCGUUAGUCAGAAGAACAAAAAUUGGGAACACGCGUUCUAAUUUUUAACUUCUCAAGUGAUUUUUAAGAUGAGGAAAUCUCUCUUGUUUAAUCGAAUCAUGCAUAUGAUUGACUGGCUGUGUGUGAGUCAAUUAAACAUUUUUUCCCCAAACAAUUCACAACAAUACAUUAUUCAAAUCUAGAUUGUAAGUAUUACCAGUGCCCUAUGAAGAAUAUCUUUGAGAUCUGUAAAUCUAUUUGUUCCCUGUGGUUCUCUUUAUCGGUAUUUUAUGAAAGUGCAUGAAGAAAUCCAGUAGACACAAAGUAUCCACACAAAAAAGCUAUUACAAGAAAACAUUAAGAGCAAAUGGAGGAGAAAGUAGGAAGAGGACAAAAUGGCACGCUUCCAUGGAGGCGCCGUGCCUGAAAGAUUCUUUGCAAUCUAAUUGGGCUUUUUCCUCAAUCAAUACACAUGCCGGAACGUGUCUCACAUGCGACACAUUGAGAACACACUGUGCUGGACAGCUCAAGGACUUAGUAGAAAUUGCAUUACCUGCUAAGAAAACACACACACACACACACGCACACACACUCGCAUGCUCAUGUGAUAGCAGGGAAUGAAGGCUUGAGCACACGUAGAGCCAAGAAGUGUGAUCUGUUUUGUCUUGUCGCAGCAAUCCAAUCUCUUGCAAUUAUCGGCAACAUAUGAAAGAGCCGUGUCAUUGUCAAAAGGGAUCAAUGAGCGAGCACUCUUUGUCAUCAUCAUCAAUUAGCCCCGAGGGCACAGUUUUGAAGGUGUCACAGGGGCCUCAUGUCUAACAAGGCGCGACAAUAAAUGAAUAUCCCAAAUGUAAACCUUCCGCCCUGAGCCCUGGUGGGAUUAUAGAUUUGCGCCACCCACCUCUCACCUCAAUAGGUGUCAUCAAAUUCACAUCAUCAUUUUAAAAAGCCAUCCCAAGCCUUGUACAGAGAACAUUGAACUGAUUCAUAUGCGCAAAAGCGCUCGCAGCACACACAGCGGUAGUGAGUGGCUGAGUCACACUGUUUUAAUUUUUUUUUUCGAGCUACUUUUGCACCCUCCCCUCUCACUUUGGCUAGUUUAGUAGCUGAUAAUAAUCCGGCUUCCUACAUUAUGCAGCCAAUCAGUUUAAAAAAAAUAUGCAAAGAAUAUCUUCAGAUUAUGCAUAAUACAAUAUAUGCAUAUCAUAUAAACUUGUUCAUAGAGGCAAGUUAUAUAAACGAUUACUAUAUUCUAUAUUGCAAAAGAAUUAUUCACUUUUUUAGUACAUAUUAAAUAUCCCCACAUAUAAUUGUACAUUACAGUUUAUUGGAUGCAGUAUGUAAGCGUUCAGUCUUUUUUUUUUCCCCCUUCCGGCAGCUAAAUUAAUCAGUUCAACAUUUUUGGCAUCUUAAACUCCUUGAAAAUUCCUCUCUGUUGUGAAAUUCAGUAAAUAGUAAAGGCCAAAGUAUGAUAAAAUUUACAUUUUCUGCCUAGAAUUCACAUCUUUUUUGUUGUAAGCUUUCAGUUCGCCAUGCCUCAGCGCUCUCUCUCAACGACUCUUUAAUUCAACAAGAAGUCUCAACUUGCAUAAAGAUGGAAAAAUUACACGAAAAAUAUCUAAAAAAAAAAGUUUCACUGUUCAUCAGUCCGUGGUCAGACAGUGUCUAUUAUAGGAAACAAUUCAGCGAAUCUGCUACACUCCCUCAGAGUUGCUGUCCUCUAAAAAUGACUGCAGUGUCAGUUUUAGACUUAGAGCAGGGGUGUUCAAAGUCUGUCCUCAGGGGCCGCCGUCCUGCCUGUUUUCUAGCUCUCCCGGCUGUAACACACCUGAUUCAGGUGAUGGCUCAUCAGCCAGCUCUGAAGCAGCAUUAGAAGAACCCUGAUUAUUUGAAUCAGGUGUGUUGCUCCCGAGAGAACUGGAAAACAGGCAGGACGA